This is a messenger RNA of Loxodonta africana (African savanna elephant), 1644 nucleotides long. RefSeq names its product N-alpha-acetyltransferase 20, NatB catalytic subunit (gene NAA20). Gene Ontology annotation, biological process: N-terminal peptidyl-methionine acetylation. Gene Ontology annotation, molecular function: protein-N-terminal amino-acid acetyltransferase activity. The coding region runs from base 542 to 994 and encodes 150 amino acids. Gene Ontology annotation, cellular component: NatB complex. Lineage: Eukaryota; Metazoa; Chordata; Mammalia; Proboscidea; Elephantidae. The record is from RefSeq and is a predicted model, not a curated record. The transcript has 5 exons.
AAUUCAAAAAUAACUGGGAGCAAGAGUUUUCUCAAUCUCUUUGACACACUGUUACUAUAUAGACUUCACAUAAACCUUUAACAUUCGGCCCCCCUUCCCACCUUGCUCUUCAGUUGUGAGUAUGGCUGCACACAACAGAAAGCACGGUGACUUCAGCAGGAUGGGUCAUUUCUCUCUGCUGUAAACCAAGUCUGGAGAUGAGCAGUCCAGGGCAGGUGGUGGUUCCCUGAAGUCACCAGCUGACUGGGCUCCUGGCAGAUCAGCCACUCUGCCAUUCCCAGGGUAGCUUUUGUCUUCCUUUCCCAGAUGACUGCCAUAGCACCAGGCAUCACAUCCAUGCUCCUGGCCUCAGGAUCUGCAGAGGGGAGGAGGGAGUGUCCUUCCUUUCAAGGGCACCUUCGGGAAGUACCCUGCAGCACUCCUGUGGCUCACUGACUGGCACCUGUAUCAUGCAACACCUGCCCAAGAAUGUGCCCAGCUGAAAACUGGGGAUCGUUACUAAAGAAAAGAAAGGAUUUGGAGUAACAACUAGCAGUUUCUCAUGCUCCCCAAUAGAAAAUACCUCGCCCACUGGCCAGAGUACUUCAUUGUGGCAGAGGCACCUGGUGGAGAGCUAAUGGGUUACAUUAUGGGGAAAGCAGAAGGUUCGGUGGCGAGGGAGGAGUGGCACGGGCACGUCACGGCUCUGUCUGUCGCCCCGGAAUUCCGACGCCUUGGUUUGGCUGCUAAACUUAUGGAGCUGUUAGAGGAGAUUUCAGAAAGAAAGGGUGGCUUUUUUGUUGACCUCUUUGUAAGAGUAUCUAACCAGGUUGCAGUCAACAUGUACAAGCAGUUGGGCUACAGUGUCUACAGGACGGUCAUAGAGUACUAUUCAGCCAGCAACGGGGAGCCUGACGAGGAUGCUUAUGAUAUGAGGAAAGCACUCUCCAGGGACACAGAGAAGAAAUCCAUCAUACCAUUACCUCAUCCUGUGAGGCCCGAAGACAUUGAAUAACCAUGGGCAGUGGUUCUUAGGCAGAUGCUCCAGAGAGUUUAUGGACAAUAUUAUUUUCAUUGGAUGAUCUUGGAGCUCUAUUAGGAGAAAAAUAAUCGUUUAGGUCUUGAAGACGUCAAGAAAAUACAGGUUAUAAAUUUAUGCAAUAUCAUACCUACAAAAGCUAUUUAAAGGAGCCGUGGUGGUACAAUGGUUAAGGGUUCAGCUACUAACCGAAAGGUCGGUGGUUCAAACCCAACAGCAGCUCCAUGGGAGAAAAGACCUGGUGACCUGCUCCUGAAAGAUUACAGCCUAGGAUGCCCUACAGGGCAGUUCUACUCUGACCUAGUGGGUCGCCAGGGAGUCAGAGUCAACUUGAUGGCUUACAACAACAACAAAGCUGUUCACUGUAAUAAAAUUCAGUCAGAAAGGCAGCUAGGUCAGGAGACAUUCCACUGUCACGGUUCGUAAUCAUCACUAAAUGCUAGGGAAAAACUCGCUCCGAUUUCCUCCUAAUCUCCAUGCCUGAGAACCACUGCUUCCUAUGUAUUUUUUAUUUUGUAUUCAACUGUUUGUUAAUUGAAGCUUUAAAAGCAUAUAUGAAAUGUAUAAAUCUAAGAUGUAUAAUAAAAUACACUGUUGAUCCUACAAAUGUUUUAUGGAAGUUUGUU